GCGUGGAUCAGAACCUUAACCAAACUGCACCUUUCACCCUCCUUCUCUCUCCCGUUCACCCCGCGUGCACGCUCUCUUCCUCGUGGCGACGACCGGGCGACCGCCGCCGCCGCCGCCGCCGCCGCCCCCAGGUCUUGAUCGGGCCACUCGCCGGCGACGAGUAGCCACCAGGAAAUGUUGUGAGGACUGAUGCUAUAACUAAGCUCCCUGGAUGGACGGAUGUGAUUGCAUCGAGCCACUAUGGCCUACUGAUGAUCUUCUCGUCAAGUAUCAGUACAUCUCAGACUUCUUCAUAGCUCUCGCGUACUUCUCAAUCCCAUUGGAGCUCAUCUAUUUUGUGAAGAAGUCGUCCUUCUUCCCGUACAGAUGGGUCUUGAUCCAGUUUGGUGCGUUUAUAGUUCUCUGUGGGGCGACCCAUCUGAUAAACCUGUGGACUUUCACCACACAUACAAAGACCGUUGCGAUGGUCAUGACCAUAGCAAAGGUUUCUACAGCAGUUGUGUCCUGUGCAACUGCUUUGAUGCUUGUUCAUAUCAUCCCCGACUUGUUGAGUGUGAAAACUAGGGAGUUGUUCCUCAAGAAUAAAGCUGAACAGCUUGAUAGAGAGAUGGGACUGAUAAGGACGCAGGAGGAGACCGGUAGGCAUGUUAGGAUGCUUACACAUGAAAUCAGAAGUACUCUUGAUAGGCAUACAAUUUUGAAGACUACUCUUGUUGAGCUAGGAAGGACCUUGGGUCUGGAAGAAUGUGCAUUGUGGAUGCCAUCUCGAAGUGGUUCAAGCCUUCAGCUUUCUCAUACUCUGCGCCACCAGAUUACUGUCGGAUCAUCAGUGCCAAUUAAUCUUCCUGUCGUCAAUCAAGUGUUCAGUAGCAACCGAGCAAUUAUAAUACCCCACACAUCUCCUUUGGCGCGGAUUCGACCUCUUGCAGGGCGAUAUGUUCCGCCAGAAGUGGCUGCAGUCCGUGUACCUCUUCUACACCUUUCAAACUUCCAAAUAAAUGAUUGGCCUGAGCUUUCAGCGAAAAGCUUUGCAAUCAUGGUUUUGAUGCUUCCAUCUGAUAGUGCAAGAAAAUGGCAUGUGCAUGAAUUGGAGCUGGUUGAGGUCGUUGCUGAUCAGGUAGCAGUUGCACUAUCUCAUGCAGCGAUUCUUGAAGAGUCCAUGAGAGCACGUGAUUUACUAAUGGAGCAGAAUGUUGCCUUGGAUUUAGCUCGAAGAGAGGCCGAGAUGGCUAUCCGUGCUCGCAAUGAUUUCCUAGCUGUUAUGAAUCACGAAAUGAGAACACCCAUGAAUGCAAUAAUAGCCCUUUCCUCCUUGCUUUUGGAAACUGAGCUUACUCCUGAGCAGCGUCUAAUGGUGGAAACAGUACUGAAAAGCAGCAAUCUGUUAGCAACACUCAUCAAUGAUGUGCUGGAUCUUUCCAAACUUGAGGAUGGAAGCCUUGAAUUGGAGAUUAAAGCAUUCAAUCUUCAUGCUGUUUUCAAAGAAGUGAUGAGUUUCAUUAAACCAAUUGCAUCUAUCAAGAGGCUAUCUGUAUCGGUUAUGUUGGCACCAGAUUUGCCGUUAUGUGCUAUUGGUGAUGAAAAGAGACUCAUGCAAACUAUUCUGAACAUAUCUGGCAACGCUGUAAAGUUUACCAAGGAGGGACACAUCACGCUUGUAGCUUCCAUUGUGAAGGCUGACUCUCUGAGAGAGUUCAGAACCCCAGAAUUUCAUCCAACUGCAAGUGAUGACCAUUUCUAUUUGAAAGUUCAGGUAAAAGAUACAGGCUGUGGAAUUAGUCCUCAGGAUCUACCUCAUGUAUUUACAAAGUUUGCUCAUCCUCAAAGUGGAGGAAACCGAGGGUUCAAUGGUAGUGGUCUUGGCCUUGCCAUCUGCAAAAGGUUUGUUAGUCUCAUGGGAGGGCACAUCUGGAUCGACAGCGAAGGAACUGGAAGAGGUUGCACCGCAACAUUCGUCAUCAAGCUCGGCGUGUGUGACAACACAAACACCUACCAGCAGCAGUUGAUCCCUCUAGUCUGGCCAAGCAGUGCAGACUCUGAUUUGUCUGCUCCUAAAGUGCUUCCCGACGGGAGAGGGUCUGCUACUUCCCUGAAAUCUCGGUACCAAAGAAGCGUAUGAGCUUAGUGUAAAUGAUGAUUGACGGCAUAGUGCCAAUUAGGGGACCGAUUAGUGCCAUCGUCUAAUUUUGUUUGUAACCCUGUCAUAGCAGGCAUAUAAUGUACAAAUAAUGUAAAGCAAAUGGAGACUGCGGCUGUGUAUCUGGGUGGCAACGCUGACUUGCUGCAUUGAGUAGUAUAUCCUACCAGCGGAUUGAAUUGCUUGUUCUGGGGUGUGCCGCGCGCGCCCGUGUGCGACCCCCGUAGCUCUGUGCUUGUUCUGUUGUAACUUGUAAUCACAUAUUCAUCGUGUAAUAUGAAAUUCAAUGCAAAUACACGGUAACAAGCUGCUUUCGGCGCCCUUGCUCCGUCA
Sorghum bicolor (sorghum) is the source of this 2470-nucleotide messenger RNA. Its product is annotated as probable ethylene response sensor 1. Gene Ontology annotation, biological process: phosphorylation; signal transduction. Gene Ontology annotation, molecular function: protein binding; ethylene binding; ethylene receptor activity. The record is from RefSeq and is a predicted model, not a curated record. The transcript is spliced from 6 exons. Gene Ontology annotation, cellular component: endoplasmic reticulum. NCBI's taxonomy places the organism in Eukaryota, Viridiplantae, Streptophyta, Magnoliopsida, Poales, Poaceae. The coding region runs from base 212 to 2119 and encodes 635 amino acids.